This is a messenger RNA of Zeugodacus cucurbitae (melon fly), 1022 nucleotides long. Its product is annotated as angiopoietin-related protein 7. Bases 34 to 933 code for a protein of 299 amino acids. The transcript has 4 exons. NCBI's taxonomy places the organism in Eukaryota, Metazoa, Arthropoda, Insecta, Diptera, Tephritidae. The record is from RefSeq and is a predicted model, not a curated record.
CUUAAUCAGUAUUCGUAAAGCUAACGCCUCAGUAUGUUUUUCCUGCAACGUGGUUUCGUGACAAUCGUGACAUUUUCAAUUCUAAUUCUUAUAUACACUGACACGGUUUCCUGCGACAGCCAACAAGCUUCAGAAAACCCGUCAGAUGAGCUUAACAGUUUUGUCACCGUGCUCGCUGAAUAUAUGCUAAAUCACACCGAUGAAGUGAGCUCUCGUUUUAUAAAAGAUGAGCAGACCAUAAAGGAAGUUCUACAAAAGCAGACUGAAUUGAAUAAAGAAAUUAAUGUCCAUCAUACAACUACAACAAAUGCUGAUGAAAUUAGUACGCCACGCAGCUGCGCGGAAAUUCUGCCAAAUCUGUCUGCUGGCAACAGCGGUAUCUACAAUAUAACACCACUAAAUAUGUCACCAUUCGAGGUGUUUUGUCUCACCGAUCCGAAAGGUGGUUGUGGCUGGACACUGGUUUGGCGACGCAAUGAAAUAAAUGACGAUUUCAAUCGCACUUGGGCGGAAUACCGUAACGGUUUCGGUGAAUUAACGGAUAAUUUCUUCAUUGGCUUGGACAAGUUAUACGCUUUGACCAUUGCCGAACCACAACAGCUACGUAUGGGUAUUAAAUAUGGUUCGAAUAAUUGGGAGUUGGAUAUUUUCGAUGAAUUUGUAGUCGGUAAUGUGUGUACACAAUACGAGUUGGUCAUCACGAAUCCACAGAACAAAAGAAGAAUUUUUAAACGUUUGAACAAACGGGCACAUUUCUUUACUAAGGAUUUGUCAAGCUCGUCGAAAAAUGAAGAAUGUGCGAAGGCGAUGGGUAUGGGUUGGUGGUACACAGACGAUUGCAAAAAUUAUUUGAAAUCACGCGUAUAUUAUAGGUACAUAAAUUCACCGACUUAUAUGGUUAUACGUCCGCAGAGUUGCGAUAUUAAGAACUGAACAGAUUCCAUAUAAUUAAAAUAUUAUAAAUAUAUGUAUAAUGAUUGUGAAAAGCCUUUCGAAAAUAUAAUUACUCUUAUUUAAUCAUA